CAUGCAUUAGAUUAGACCAUUUCACAAAAACUCACUCACCAAAUUUUCCCUUUAAAAACCCAAAAACCCAAACCCAAAACUCCCCUCAUUCAUAAACCAUAACUACCUCAAUUUUCUCUCAUAUUUUCUUUCUUUUUUUCUCGAGAAACAAACAAACAAACAAAUAACAAAACACACAUACACAAACCAAACCAACAUGGUUGUUCUUUCAAGACCAGCAUUAGACCAUUUCUCACAUAUCAAAACAUACAAACCAACAUCAAAUUUCUUCAAUGAAAUCCCUGUUGUUGACCUCUCUAACCCAGAUGAAGCUAAAACCUCCAUAAUCAAAGCUUGUGAAGAAUUUGGCUUCUUUAAAGUCAUCAACCAUGGUGUACCAAUGGACUUCAUCAACAAACUCGAAGAUGAAGCUUUCAAAUUCUUCAAUCUUCCUCAAUCUGAAAAAGAUAAAUCUGGUCCUCCAGACCCAUUUGGAUAUGGUAGUAAAAGAAUUGGAAGAAACGGUGAUAUUGGUUGGAUUGAAUAUAUUCUUCUCAACACAAACCAAGAUCAAAAAACCCUCUUCACUUUCCGAGAAAAUCCUGAAAUUUUCCGUUCGGCGGUGGAGAAAUAUAUAACGGCUGUUAAAACGAUGUCGUUUGAGAUACUUGAAUUAAUGGCUGAUGGAUUAAGAAUUGAACCGAGAAAUGUACUGAGUAAAAUGUUGAGUGAUGAGAAAAGUGACUCGUGUUUCAGACUCAAUCAUUAUCCACCAUGUCCAGAGCUUGGAGCUUUGAGUGGUAGGAAUUUGAUUGGGUUUGGUGAACACACAGACCCACAAAUCAUUUCUGUGUUGAGAUCCAACAACACUUCUGGUUUUCAAAUCACAAUCAAAGAUGGAGCUUGGCUCUCUGUUCCACCUGAUCAAAACUCUUUCUUUAUCAACGUUGGUGAUUCUUUACAGGUAAUGACUAAUGGAAAAUUCAAGAGCUUAAAGCAUAGAGUUUUGGCUGACCCAAGAAAAGCAAGACUUUCUAUGAUAUUUUUUGGAGGACCACCUUUGAGUGAGAAAAUUGCACCAUUACCUAGUUUGGUGGGUAAAGAUGAAGAGAGUUUGUACAAAGAGUUCACAUGGUGGGAAUAUAAAACUUCUGCCUAUAAGUCAAGACUAGCUGAUAAUAGGCUAGGACUCUUUCAAAAAUCCCAUAUUAAUUAAUAAAUUAAUUAAUUAAUAAUCUUCUUGUACUUCUUCUUCUUUGUUGUGUGGGUCAAAAUCCCUCUUUCUCUCUCUCUCUCUCAUAAAAAAAAUAUAAAUAUAUUAGGUUUUUUUUUUUUUUUUGGGUUAAAGAAAAGUGGUUCAACAUAGCUAGGUUUGGAAAUAGUUGACUAAACCUUUCCAUAGUUGGAAAAGUGAAUAGGUUGUUCUUUUUUUUUUAUUAUUUAUCUUUUCUCAUUAUUAAUUCUACCUUUGUGUAUCUUUUUUCAACUUUUUGCCUUUGUUUAAAUAUGUAACAACUAUAUAUAUAUAAACAACAAAAUACCUCAAUUUCUAGGUCUCUUGCUUUUUGCCAUUAAUGAAAGUUGUUCAUCAAAA
Molecule: messenger RNA, 1573 nt
Organism: Cannabis sativa
Lineage: Eukaryota; Viridiplantae; Streptophyta; Magnoliopsida; Rosales; Cannabaceae
Product: gibberellin 2-beta-dioxygenase
Exons: 3
Coding region: 197-1195 (332 amino acids)
Biological process (GO): response to light stimulus; gibberellin catabolic process
Source: RefSeq, a predicted model, not a curated record